This is a messenger RNA of Catharus ustulatus (Swainson's thrush), 5968 nucleotides long. It is a transcript of the gene NPY5R, whose product is annotated as neuropeptide Y receptor Y5. Gene Ontology annotation, biological process: G protein-coupled receptor signaling pathway. Gene Ontology annotation, cellular component: neuron projection; plasma membrane. The coding region runs from base 3001 to 4332 and encodes 443 amino acids. The transcript is spliced from 2 exons. NCBI's taxonomy places the organism in Eukaryota, Metazoa, Chordata, Aves, Passeriformes, Turdidae. The record is from RefSeq and is a predicted model, not a curated record. Gene Ontology annotation, molecular function: neuropeptide Y receptor activity; neuropeptide binding.
UUGCGUUUCAAGUUUUCUGUUCUGGCCAGCAAAUAGCCCAUUAUGUUCCAUAGCAUCUCCUUGGAACUGGACAUGCAAUCUUAGAAGUUAGCUUUAGCAUAAUUUGAGAAGUUGUGUUCUUGUUUUCCGGGAUAAUGUUGCCGUUCUUUUGGUGAGAUAGAGAAAUAGGCAUACUAUUAAUGUAUUCAAAAAUCCUAUUCUCUGGACUUCUGAAGUAAUUCCAAUCUGUUGAAUUCUUCCAGGUUCUCAGGCUAGGUUUUGCUGGUGAACAAGAACAUGAGAAUCAGCAGGUUUUCAUCUUUAGCUUGUGUAGUGAAUGCAACACUUCAGUGGUUUCAGAUUUUGUCUCGGGUGUUAUCUCAGACUGUGUUGAUGUGAGGGCAUUAUUUCUGACGUUGCAACAACACAGCUUUCCUAAAGCUUUGGUGGUUGUGCAGUAGUAGCAACUCAUUAACUAUUUACAUUUGUGUAGAUGCUUAAAAACCUUCUCUGACUUUUUCUGUGCAGUCUUGUUAGUUCUCCAGUAUUAUCAGGGCAGAAAUUUAUACAAUGUGCUUCCUCCCUGUAUGUGUUCACCAUGAGGUUUGGGAGGGUUUGGGGUUUUUUUAUUUUUUGCAGGGGUUUUUUGGCGGGUUUUUCAUUUCUUUUGACAUAGAGAAAAGUCAUCCAAGACUGAAAUCAUUCACAGCUAUAAAGAUUAAUUGCCCUCUUGCAAGGAUUGAACUGACUGGACUGUACAAUGACCAACCAGUCAGAGAUAACUUAAUAGGUAUUAAUAUUGUGGGAUAUAAGCUCUUAUCCUUGAAUAAAUGUUAAUGUAUAAGUAUCUCAUCUAAUUGAAGGAACAUUUCCUGAAAAAACAAUUGCCUUUAGGGGAUGAUGGUUGCCUGCCUAACUUCUCUGUUCUUGAAAAUUUCCCUUUAAAUAUAUAGAGAAAUAGAAAUAUCCAGCCUAGUAACUGCUCUAAAUUAUGACUUAGGGAUUUUGUAAUUUGAUACAUUUAAGUGAAAAAAUUACAUUAAGUAUAAGAUACUAAACAUGUUAAAUUAGCACAGGUUAUCUGGUGCCCGUAACUCAGCUAAAUGUUGACUGCAAUCAUUUGACUCUUACAGUAAAUAUUCAUGCUGUCAUGCUGUCACUCUGUGACUACAGGAGGAUGGUGCAGAAUAGGUUUCUGUGCACCACAGACUUUUGUGGUGCCCUGGGUGUCCAGACAGGGUCUGAAGAUACUAUAUUGUGACUUCUUAAAGUGCUUCUUCCCCAUUGAAGCAAGGACACGUGGCAGGGAAGAGCUUGUCUCUUGCCCGAGGCAGAAGGCAGCCACAGCACAGAAGGAGUAGAGCUGGCAAGCCCAUGGUGGAUGUCAGAGGCACUCCUGCUAAACUUCUUCAGUAUUCAUGCCUCUCAACAAAAUAUGCUUACUUCAGAAAACCAGAAUAUUUGCUUUUUGUUUUCAAAUAAUUUUAUUAAAAACACAAUGAACCUUUCUGCUAAAUCUAUACUGCAAGACCUUUAUGUGGAGGUGCAGAAAUCCACAAACCUGGCAACUAUCUUGCACUUAAACCUUCAAGAAGAAUUCAAUAAACAUUAAUUUAUUAAAUAUAUUAGAAUAUAAUACUACAUAAAAUGUUGUUCCUUGGUCCAAUUCUCAGCAUCAUAUUACCUUAUCCAGGGCAAAGGUUAUGUAGAAAAAGUUAUACAGAGUUACAUUUAGGAACUAGAAAGAAAUUUCAGCAGAUUUGGGAAGUCACUGGUGGUGCACAGAUCAUAUAAUUUUCAGUUGGUUACCAGCAACUCAGAAAUUAGCUCAGAAAAAUUAAGUAAAAAACUUUACUUCAUGAGCUAAGAGUUGCAUCAAGUGAAACCCACCAAAAUGAGAACUUCUCAUAGUAUGAGUGUAGAAAUAGAGAGAUUAGAUCACUUACAGAAUCUCUAGUCGGUUCCUUUAAAGUUGGUCUAGAGGCAAACAUAGUGUCAGAUAGCACUGUUUGUCUAUUAUAUAGUUUUCCACCAUUUUAUUAAAGACUAGAAGAAACGGAACAGAAAUAAUAUGCAUUAAUGCCUCUCUGCUCAUAUGCACAAAAUUAUAAUAUUUACAUUAUCUAAUUUCAGGUAUUCUUAAUUCUAUUUCAGCUAUUAAAAAGCACUUUAAUAUUGAGAAGGCUGACUUCUUUGCACUUCUUUCCAACAUACUACCUAAAAAAUCUUCAUAUAUAUAUAUUUCUGCUUUUACUUGGAGGACCUUCACAUCACAAUACGGUUAGUGAAUAUUCUCAAGUUUUAUGGUUUGAGCUUCCAUUUGGUUCAAACCAUUACAGUAGGAACACAUGAUAUGAAGGAAGGAGUACAUCUGCGUGUGUGGAGGGAACCAAAUAAUAUCAUUGCACUUUGAAAAUAUGAGCAUGGCACAGCUCACUGCAGUCUUGAAGACCUUGCCUUUUUAAGUGACAGAUACAGCCUUCUGCUCUUUGUAAGCUUUGGGUUAUUUUUUGGUUUUAUUUUUUGGAUAUUUUUUGUUUUCUCAUAUGUAAGAUUUCUAAACAUUAAGCAGUUUUGUUUUGACUUUGGAACUCUAAUAUACACAAGUGUUUAAGAUAAAUGGAGGUUUGAACGGAAUUCUCAUGUUUUUCUGUUUGUUCUAAAAUUAAGACUAAUACACGAAGAUUCAGUAGGCAGAAUAACUUUGUGCUGAGCUAGGUUUAACACUAGAUGAUUCUGUGUUGAAUAAGUAGCAGUUCACUGAAUUUUCAAAUGGCUGUGUGGAGUUUGCUUCCAGUUAACACUGUCCUCUCUAUAUUACAUGCAAUCACUUUAGGUGUUUUUUAGUUUUUCUUUCUGCUUCAGAAUAGUUAAACUACAUCCAGCGCUUAGUAAAAGCUGUUUUCCACACACACCACAUUAGGAAUUCCAUCUUGGAUUACUGACAGUGGAUUUCCUGAUCCUUUUUGAAAGCUCUCACCUAUUUUGUGUUAGUUCUCUACUUGCAAGCAGGACUGUAAAAUGGAUUUAGGAUUCAAAGACCGUAACAACAGGACACACACCAAGAACACCUCUGCUGCAACAAAGAAUUUUUCUGCCUGGGAAGACUAUAGGAGUAGUGUUGAUGAUAUGCAGUACUUUCUUAUUGGGCUGUACACACUUAUAAGUCUGGCUGGCUUUGUGGGAAAUCUGCUUAUACUAACAGCCCUACUUAAGUGCAAGCAGAAGACAGUAAUAAACAUUCUCAUUGGAAACUUGGCCUUUUCUGACAUCUUGGUUGUGCUGUUUUGUUCACCUUUCACGCUGACAUCCGUCCUGCUUGACCAAUGGAUGUUUGGCACUGUCAUGUGCCAUGUAAUGCCCUUCCUCCAGUGUGCGUCAGUCCUAGUUUCAACUUUGAUGUUAAUAUCUAUUGCUGCAGUCAGGUACCGUAUGAUAAAGUAUCCCCUCUCUAGCAAUCUCACAGCAAAACAAGGCUAUUUCUUAAUAGUGAUCAUUUGGGCCUUUGGCUUCACAAUUUGCUCCCCUCUGCCAGUUUUUCAUAAAACUGUGGACCUCAGCAAAACUCUCAAUUUAGAGGGACUGGCGAACAGGCUGUUGUGCAUCGAGGCGUGGCCUUCCGAUUCCUACAGGAUCGCCUUCACGAUAGCUUUGCUGCUUAUGCAGUACAUCCUGCCGCUGGCGUGCCUGACCGUCAGUCACACCAGUGUCUGCAGGAGCAUAGGUGCUAGGCUGUCAAACAAGGAGAACAAGCUUGAAGAAAAGGAGAUGAUAAACCUAACUCUUCAUCCCUCUAAGAGCACUGGCACGCAGGUUCAGCCCUCCAGAUAUUCCAGGUGGAGCUGUGCCUUUGGCAGAAGGCACCACAGAAGAUAUAGUAGAAAGACUUCAAGUGUGAUGCCAGCUAUUUCAAGGCAUCAUCAGGAUACUCAUUCCAGAGAUCUCCCAGAAACCUCUGACACAGAAAAAAGCCAGCUCUUUUCCUCCAGUAAAUUCAUCCCUGGGAUCCCUAUCUGUUUUGAAAUGAAACCAGAAGAAAAUACAGAGAUCCAGAACAUGAUUACAGUAUCCCAGUCCAUCAUCAGAAUUAAGACAAGAUCAAGGAGAGUUUUUUGCAGACUGACAGUGCUAAUACUAGUUUUUGGCUUCAGUUGGAUGCCUCUUCACCUUUUCCACAUUGUGACAGAUUUUAAUGCCACUCUAAUUUCCAACAGGCACUUUAAAUUAGUAUAUUGCAUAUGCCAUUUGUUGGGUAUGAUGUCCUGCUGCUUGAAUCCCAUUCUCUAUGGGUUUCUUAACAACAGCAUAAAAGCUGAUUUAAUGUCCCUUAUUCCGUGCUGCCAAAUACCAUGAUUUUAUGUGCCCCAAGAUAAAGUAAAACAAACAACUAUGGCUUUCAAACCUAGUGGCGUGUGUAGCUGUAAAAGCUAAAUUAGUUUAGUUUAGUUAGUCUGACAUGGUUGUGAUUAGUAGUACUUUUUUGUGGAUGGAUAGUUCUACAGCUGCAUGUAUUUCUUACAUUGGGAAGAAAUAUAUGCAUAUGUUAUAGUAUUCUUUUAUCUGUUACAUGUAGGAAAUCAUGCCCAGUGUACAAAACCAGAAUACCAUCUUCAUUACCCAAAUUGUUGGCAACCUGUACUUUGGAAUUAUACAGAAUAUAUAAUGAGUAAUAAAUGUGAGACAGACUACUUAGACAUACCAGUAUUAACUGUCAUAAAACUAUAAUAAAAUAUGUAUCAUUUACUAAAUAAUUAUUGUUGAGACUAUUUCAAUGCCAACUUUGACUGUUUUCUAAUAUAAUUAAAUCUCUCUUUUUGGAUGUGAUUAGGAAAACAUUUUUCCUUAGCUCUUUGACUCAUAAUUUGCAGUAUCUUUACAAGAUGCUUUGCUACAGAUUACUAAAUUGCCUUAUUCCCUGGAACGGGUUUGAGGGUCAUUGUUCUUGUCUUGAUUGUUUCCAUCUCACUGUAUUUAUCCAGUACAACCUAUCUCUGAUUUCCUCAGCCUAUUUUCACUCUGGCUUGUCAUUUUAUGUAAUUUUCAUCCAGUCUGAAUUUAUCUAUAGUUAUGUCUUUAUUUUCACCGUUAUGACACCCCUGAACAUGCAACACAUUUAUGAUCAGAGUAAGCCUUCAUUAUCAAAGCAAAUGAUAGUAGAAAGAAAAAGAAAAUGAAAAGACAUCAGGUAUUUUUCUCUCCCUUUACCGAAAUGCAAAAGUUUAUUGCACUUCAUUACAAGUGACCCACUUGCUUUGGAAAGGUGUAACAGCUUUCAAAUAAACAUGUGCAUGUAUGCAUUGACAGAUGUGGGGAUGGGCAGAGUGGAUUAUUUUUAAAUUCAGCAAAGGCAAGUGUAGGGUCCUGCCCCUGGGGAGGAAUAAGCCCCUGCACUGGAACAGGCUGGGUGCUGAGCUGCUGGAAAGCAGCUCUGCAGAGAAAGACCUGGAGAUCCUGGUGGACAGCAAGUUGUCCAUGAGCCAGCAGCGCCCUUGUGGCCAAGAGGCCAAUGAUGCCUUGAGGUGCAUUAGGAAGAGCAUUCCAGCAGGUCAAGGGAGGUGAUCCUGCCCCUCUGCUCACCUCUGGUGAGGCCAUAACUAGAGUUCUGUGUCCAAUUCUGGGCUCCUCAGGACAAGAGAGACAUGGAGUUUGUGGCCUGGAUCCAGUGGAGCUCAACAAAAAUGAUGGACAGACUGGAGCUUCUCUCUUAUGAGGACAGGCUGAAGGAUCUGGGCCUGUUCAGUCUCAAAAAGAGACAACUGAGAGGGGAACUCACCAAUGUCUGUCAGUAUCUAAAAAGAGAGUGUCACAGAGAUGUUUCCAGUCUCUCCCUCUUGGUGCAGGACAAGAGGCAGUAACUGAUGCACACAAACUUCUAACUGAAUAUGAGGAAGAACUUUUUACUGUGCAGAUGACCACACACUGGGACAGGCUGUCCAGUGAGGGUGUGGAGUCUCCCUUACUGGAGAUAGUCAAGAACUGUCUGGAUGCA